Messenger RNA from Verticillium nonalfalfae, 1785 nucleotides. RefSeq lists its product as uncharacterized. Bases 1 to 1785 code for a protein of 594 amino acids. Lineage: Eukaryota; Fungi; Ascomycota; Sordariomycetes; Glomerellales; Plectosphaerellaceae. The transcript has 7 exons. The record is from RefSeq and is a predicted model, not a curated record.
AUGGCAUCAUCCCGGACCACUAUAGACAACGGGUCGCAGGCCAAGGACAAGGCUCGAGACAAGAAAUCGCGACGAACAUGGUUCCAGCGCUCGAAGCCUGCUAGCGGCGAGUUCGAAUCUAGAGGCCAGGUCGCUACAGUUCAGACAUUCUACGAGAGCUUUGAUACCGAUAAUGGAACGACCAGUUGGGUUGAUUGGGCACCACCAUCUUUGAUGGCACCGAAGAAAAGAAAGUUCGAAGGUGCAGCGAUUCAGAUCAUGCAGGCUUUACGUGACGAAGAAGAAAUAGUAGCCGGCGGAGACAGAUACUAUGCCCGAACGAUUCGUCUCCAGAGCCCGUACAUUCGCGAAGCGCUUGCUGAAGAUUUCAAGAAGCAAGGGCUGCAUUACGGUGCAUCUGAUCGAGCAGAGUCUCAGUACCCUCACAUGGCCUUGUUCUUUUGUCGCGAACGGAUUGCUGAGAUUUCCAAAAGCGCUGAUGACGAGUUGACCAGACGUCACUGUGAGCUUCUUUGCGAGGUCGUCGAGAAACAGCUCAGCUCAGUCUUGGAUGCCUACGACGAGUAUGAGAGGUAUCAAACGGUAUCAUUCGCCCACGUCUGGAUUUUGUUCCCGGUAGAUUCCAUUUUUGGCAGGCAGCGUUACGGCAAUGUUCGUGCAUAUCAGGUUGACCAAGUUGUACUGAAACCUGAAUAUGUUACGAUCCAUCACCACUCGAUAGAGUUCGACGGCUGUCGAUACGGCAUACGUCUUUCGAGUCGGCAAAUCCUCCACUUCGAGGGCAAGAUGCCUGCGUCAAAGCUGACCCCAGACACAUUCAUCGACUUGUACAAACACCCAGAGGCCCAUGAGUGGAACUCCAGAACAAGUUCCAAUAAGCUCAAGCGACCAACAGCAGAGGAGAUUCAACGAAACAAGGACAUCAUGCUCGGCAAUGAAAACUAUCUUCUGAUCCACACCCCCGAACUCGUUAUUUACUCCUUGCAAGAGGGGAGAUGGGGGAUGGGUGUCGUGGAGAACAUUGAUCCCAUUGGUCUCGAUGCAGAAGUCUUCGACAAGGUAGUGUAUGAUGAGAAGAAGAAAGAUAUACUAAGAGCCUUGACCAAAAGUCAUGUAGAAGAGGGUGCCAACUACAGCGAUCUCAUUGCUGGCAAAGUUGCCGAUCACCUUGGACGGCCACUACUGCGGGUAGCGUCUGUAGGCCCUCCGCCAAGAGUCUAUGAUAGUAGUUCGGAUUCGGAGUCUUUGAGGACUUUAAAGCGCAAACCAAAAGGGCUGAGCAGCGAACUCGAAUCAAAGAUAGACAGGGCAUCAGAAUGGGGCGGACUGGUACUUUUCGACGCGUUCUUGCGGCACAUUGAAUAUUUCAAAGGUAUCGUCUUCCUCACAACAAACGUCAACUCGUCCAUCAAUACUGCACUUCAGUCCCGGGUGCAAAUUCACCUCACCUUUCCAGGGCUCACACGUGCAAUGCGAGCCAAGGUAUGGGGGAAUUUCGUGGACAGAGCUCCCGAUAAUGUUCGAAAACUUGAUGGCCCAGAAAUCGCACGACUAUCAGAUUGGAGCAUGAGUGGCCGAGACAUCAAGAACACGUACAACAUGGCGAUCGUGCUGUGUCAGCAACGGGAAGUACCUGUCACGGCGGACGCGGUGGAGGACUUGAUCACCCUCGUCAGUCCUUUCGCAAGUCGAGAGGGUAGCUCUGAGCCUACGAAGUCCAUCCGAAACGGAACCAGGCCCAAGACCUCGACAAAGGAAUUGGAGGAAAGCUUGCUAGAUUUGUGA